GACCCUAUCCCACCCCUACUUCCCUCAAUCCUGGAACCCUUUCACCGUUGAGAAAGGGCGAAAGUCACAGAUAACCACAAUCCAUGGCCGCAUCAUCUUCCUUCUGCUUCCUGAGGCUGUCUCCUUUCUCUCCGCUUCCAUUCCGCUUCGCCAAUGGCUUCCGCCUCUCACAGUCUACUCCCGCCAUCUCCCUUCAGCGCAGGCUCAGCUCCUUCGCCGCCGUUUCCGGUUCCCCUCUUCUACUCCAAGCAGGGCCCUUUCCGGCGACUUACGCUUCCUCAUCCGGUAGGCCUGAAGCCUUCGCCGUCUUCGCCGCCAAGGGCUAUAAGAUGAAGACCCACAAGGCUUCGGCGAAGAGAUUUCGGGUGACUGGAAGAGGGAAGAUUGUGAGGAGAGGGGCCGGGAAGCAGCACUUGCUGCGGAAGAAGAACACCAAGAGGAAGCUUCGACUUUCCAAAAUGCAUCCAGUUAACAGAAGCGACUACGACAAUGUGAUCGGUGCGCUGCCAUACCUCAAAGUGAACCGAAAGGCAACUUGAGUUUGUUCCUUUCCUGUACCUUUUGCUCUAUUUUGUCGAUCAUCCAUGCUUUAUGCUCAUGCACAAUUGAACUUGAGCUGCUCAUUGAUCAUUUCAAAAGUUUAAUCAUGUUAAAACUGUAUUGUAGAGUAAUUUAUAAUCAAUCUCAUGCAAUUUCUCAUGUUAUCAAA
Zingiber officinale is the source of this 709-nucleotide messenger RNA. Its product is annotated as 50S ribosomal protein L35, chloroplastic-like. The record is from RefSeq and is a predicted model, not a curated record. Gene Ontology annotation, molecular function: structural constituent of ribosome. Gene Ontology annotation, cellular component: ribosome; large ribosomal subunit. The transcript has 3 exons. Gene Ontology annotation, biological process: translation. Lineage: Eukaryota; Viridiplantae; Streptophyta; Magnoliopsida; Zingiberales; Zingiberaceae. Bases 84 to 539 code for a protein of 151 amino acids.